Messenger RNA from Lytechinus pictus (painted urchin), 4704 nucleotides. Its product is annotated as HEAT repeat-containing protein 1-like. Lineage: Eukaryota; Metazoa; Echinodermata; Echinoidea; Temnopleuroida; Toxopneustidae. The record is from RefSeq and is a predicted model, not a curated record. Gene Ontology annotation, molecular function: snoRNA binding. The transcript has 28 exons. Gene Ontology annotation, cellular component: small-subunit processome; t-UTP complex; 90S preribosome. The coding region runs from base 111 to 4418 and encodes 1435 amino acids. Gene Ontology annotation, biological process: maturation of SSU-rRNA from tricistronic rRNA transcript (SSU-rRNA, 5.8S rRNA, LSU-rRNA); positive regulation of transcription by RNA polymerase I.
AUUUGAAUUGAUAGUUAGAAACUACGCGGGGGGUCUUGUUCACAUGUGCUUCGUCUGCGAAGACAAGUUUGGCCUUAUAUUCUUGAUAUUUGGAAGAUAUCUGAUCAGCCAUGACAUCAUUAGCCCAGCAGCUUCAGAGGUUGGCAGUACCUGAAGCUAGAGCUGCAGUUGCCGCUCAGAGGAAAGACAGAAGGUCAUUGCUCUUUGAUCCUGCUGAGGCUGGUGGACUAGACAAAGACACCUACUAUGCCAUUGGUGUCAAUGGUUUACAAGAACUCCAGGGCAUUGAUCCUCGCUUCCAAGAUUUUGAGAGUCUCCUAUUCGACGAGGCAUCCAAGUCGUUGGAACGUUCCAUUGAGAGUAGGGCAAUGAAUGAUAAACUCGACAAGAAGAUCGGCAGAUUUUUGCUGAAUGUCUCUCCCUACUUCCUACUGAAACCAGCUCAAAAGGCUAUAGAAUGGCUAGUUUAUAGAUUUCACAUCCAUGAUUAUAAUACUGAUGAGCUGAUGAUGUGCGUCCUACCCUACCACGAAACCAAGAUCUUCGUGAGAGCUGUUCAGCUUCUCAGCCUCAAAAAUAAGAAAGGCAGGUGGAAUUGGUUGGAACCUAUUCAGAAACCAGGUGUGAGUCUGUCAAGGCUGUCUCUUGUCACCCACUGCAUUUCUGAUGGAGGAUUUCUUCAUUUCAUCUGUGAACUCCCUCUCCUUGCUAUCAAGGCUCACAAGAAGACGGUUCUUCCUGGAGGUUCUGCUCAGCAAACCUCCAACGCCCCUCUGCGUGUCAUGUUCUCCUUCUACGCCGCCACAGUUGUCUCAGCCAUCUCAACUCCGGGAGCGGUCAAGGAAGCUUUCUUGGCAUCCAUCUUGCCGUUCCUCCUCAGAGGUCUGAAGCUGCACUAUCAUGAUUAUAAUGGGGCUACCUAUAUGAUCAUCUGUCAGCUUGGUGUGUCUGCUACACUGAAAGUCACCCUCCUGGAACCACUCAUGGAGGCCUUAUGCCAGCAUGUGAGUCCUGAGAUGAUCCAACAGAUGUUAGGUUGCUUAGCUGUGCUAUGUAGAACACAGAACCUUAAACAGCUUCCAGGAAAAGUGAUGUUCCAGAUCUGUGCCUUGCCCAAGUUCUUGAUCUCCCUUGCUCAGCUGUCCAAGUCGCACAACAUCACCCCUCUACUCUCUGCCCUGCUCCCCCAGCUGACUACCACAGCUAUCAAUGCAGAAGUCAGUGAGGAUGAUCAAUUUCCAGAGGGGUGCGAAGAACUGGAUCUACUUGCCUCCUUGACUGGGAUACUGAGAGAGAUCCACAUAGAGAGCCAGAUUGCUGUCAACAUUGCAAGGUGCCUUCUCCAUGGGUAUGUUUCUGCAUGUACCAAUGGUCUUGAUGACGACAGCAGGAGAGAGCUGAGAGAGAAAAUUGCCCCAGUAGUCCAAGGCUUAGAAAGAAGGUUUCCUGAAGCAAUGGAUUUGAUUCUUGAGUCUUAUCUGGCAGACGGUGACAAUGAUGAUAAGCAGACUUACGUCCAGGAUUUUGUCUCCAUGUACUCGGGUGGCAUGAAACAUCAGCUUCUACCUGAAUCUAACACCAGUCUUGUAUUGAGUCUGAACCAUGCAAAUCCUGAUGUGAGGAGAAUGGCCGUUAAUCACAUCCAAAAUAUUAUUCAACAGGGAGGAGAAUUAGAUUCAUUUUUCCAGGAGAGCCUUCUUCAAAGACUACAGGAUGAUUCUGCGUCCGUAGUAGCAGCUGUUCUACAAAUUGGUGAGAGCCUUUGUGAGUUGGUUCCAGUGGAUCCAAUGUUUGCUGCUCUCCAGAAACUCCUCAACAAGAAGAAGAAGAGACAUGGAAAUGAUUGGGGCAGCAUGGUCAAAGGAGCCAUCAAAAUCAUCACCAGCCAAUCAUUCAUCACCAAGGCCCCUCAUCUGGUUAAUGAUGCAGUUGCCAUGACGAUACCGUACAUCUUCAUCGCUGCCCAAGCAAACUUGGGUUUAGAGUCUGGGGUGAGAGCUGACAUAGCUGGAUCUCACUUAGUCAGUAGUCAUCUGAUGAUGAAAGGCUUGAAAUCUGUCUUGUCUUCCAAGAAGAAAGUGAAUGAAAGUCUCGUCACAACCAAGAUUCUUGAUCUGUUUGGUAAGAACAUGGCUGCCAUGAAGCAAGAAGAUAUGGACAAGACGGUUUCAUCUUUGCUGUCCCACCUGGAAGCUACGUCCAAACCUGAAGCCUUCAGACUGAUCGUAGUGACCGUCUUCUUACGAACCCUGCAACAUGUCCAUGGUGGUGAAUCCAAGCUCUACAUGGCUCGCAAACUUCUUGCAGUGCUGGACAUCGAUGCCAUGAAAACAUGUCAGAAGAGUGUUGAGCUCAUCAAGUUGGAGCAGGGGGAGGGUUCUGAAGAGCAAGAUGGCCCCCUCCAGCCAACAGGUGUUCCAUCUACUGAGCUCCCUCCCCAGCUACACACUCACCUGUCAGCCUUGCUCACUGUGAGGAGGAAGCACCGCGUUGCUGGCACGGUGUAUCUCUAUUCAUCUCAGGUACAAGUCAUGCUGUGGGCACUGGAGAGCAUGGUGCUCUCUCUUGCACCGUCGGUGUCGGCCCUUGCACCCGAUUCGAAAUGGUGGUUGCCUGGAACGAAGAAAGGUCCUAUUGGAGGUCAGUAUGUGACCUUUGUACUUCAGCUUGUUGACCUUUUGACACAAGGGUCAUCUGAAUGUCAUUUGAAGGACGGAACCAAGCAGGAAUUUAGGGAUAUUGUACACAGUGUCAUCAAGAAUCUAUUCAGUGAUUCCACAAACUUCUUGAAGCUGCUCAGUAUUGGAUGGAUUGGUCAUGUGAUACCCUCUCAGCCAAUGGGAUUCAAGCCUUCUCCACUGUUUCAAGUCCGGUGUCUGGGUAUGGGUGCAGCAAUCUUUGAUUCCAUGGAGCAAAAUGAACUCAAUUCUCUGUUGGGGAGGGAAAGUUUUGUCCUUUCCUGUCUCCUGAUGGCGUUGUCCAGUCACCUUGAACCAGUCAGAUCUGUUACAAUCAGAUGCCUUCAGACAAUACAUGAUGGUUGCCAUGGUGAUGGUGUUACUCCGUACCAUUGGCUUAUCCAGAGAUUGCUCAAGAAGAAAGAAUCUCUUGAAAUAGAUUCAAGAUACAUUAAACAGGCACUUCGGAACUCCCUCAUGAAAGCCAACAAGUUACCAGUUGUCACAUUCCCAAAGCAGGAGAAAACUACACCCGAUGUGAAAGGAGCUUCUUCCGUACAGGCAAAGCAAUGCUUGGAAUGGAUCUUGGACUAUAUCAGGCAAGAGGGCAUUCCACAUCUUGCACAGAGGGCUCUUCUGCAGCUCCUUGAUGAGGUGGAUUCAGAAACUGUCCUGUCGUCGCUUCUUGGUCUGCUACAAGAGCUCCUAGUUCAGGCCUUUGUUGAAGAGGGCUCUCUCAGUGUUGAUCAGACUCACAGUUUGCAGUGUAUCGUGAGUCACAUGACCCCUGCGACGGCCCACCUGAUGUCUGAUCAGAAGAGUCUUGACCUUCUACUGGAGGUGCUGAGUCGAGAGAAGCCGGUCUGUGAAGGGCUGGCUUCACCAUCAGAGAUGGCGCUAAAACAGAUUACCGGAGCAUUCUUUGAGGCACUUCCUUCCUCUACCACCCAACAGGCCGUACUAGCUAGACUGAUCGACCUGCAAGUUGACACAAACAGUUCAUCUACAGCCAAUCAUCUGGCAAAGGUCAUCAAGAAGCUGCCACUGAACGGAACACAGGUUGUGAAAGAGCUUAGUCAGAUUACUGCUGGCCAGAAACCUAAGACUGUCAAAGAUGCAAGAAGAGUAAGGCAAAAGUCAAAGGACUCCAGCACCGAAGAUGCAUCGCAGACGGCGUCAAGCGAGGGCCGGAAGUGGCAGAGGGUGAUGACGAUCUUGGAGAAUCUACAACAGAGGAAACUGGGAAAGAUGGAAGGCAGGCAUACCAUUGUACCUGCUCUCUUUAACAUUCUCAAUCUGUGCCUAGAUCUACCAGCCACUGAUCAGGGAUCUGCAGAAUACAUCAAGCAACUUCUCCUCACCACCAUUCUCAAUAUCUGUGAUCAUCUCGGUGAUACAGAGGGAGAAGAAACAGGUCCACUGAUAACAGAAGAGCAGUUCAGCGUUGAGUUGGUGGUGCAAUGUAUCCGUACCUCAGACAAUCCCCAAACACACAACCAUGCUUUGCUUCUACUGGCUACAGCUGCUAAGCUUUUCCCUGUUGCUCGAUUUUUGUGGAUUGGUGAGUGGGGGCAUCCAUUCACCUUUCUGAUAGCAUUCAAUCUUCCCUGUUGGAUUCCCAAUGUUAGCUGUACAGUCCAGGGAAACCCAGUUUCCACCCAUAUCAUUACCUUCCACACAUACUGCCUUUCCCGGAGGGUAGGUGACCUCAAGCCAAAUCCUCCAUGUAAGAUCAUCUAAUAUCCUCCCAUCCUUGUAUACAAACAAGAUGUAUGUCCCCUGAUCAUCUAUGAUUAUAUUGCUUAUGGUCAGAUCUAUAGAACAUUCAUUUGUAUCAUUUUCAUUUUUAAUCGUAAAUCGAUUGACCUGAGAUUUUAGCAGUGAUGGUGAUAAAUCACUUGACCGAUAAAUUGGCAAUCUAUUUGACUGCUGUAGUGUCACUUUUGAUGUGUUUAUACAUGGAUAUGGAAAUAUGAGGGUAGCUUCCUGCCCUUCUGUUCUUGUUAAUUGUGUGGAUUCACAUCCA